This is a messenger RNA of Cebus imitator (Panamanian white-faced capuchin), 3434 nucleotides long. RefSeq names its product transmembrane serine protease 2 (gene TMPRSS2). The transcript has 14 exons. The coding region runs from base 180 to 1658 and encodes 492 amino acids. Gene Ontology annotation, cellular component: membrane. The record is from RefSeq and is a predicted model, not a curated record. NCBI's taxonomy places the organism in Eukaryota, Metazoa, Chordata, Mammalia, Primates, Cebidae. Gene Ontology annotation, biological process: protein autoprocessing. Gene Ontology annotation, molecular function: serine-type endopeptidase activity; protein binding.
CUCCUGAGAUUUAAGCGAGAGCCUGGGCAGGUCGGAGACCGGGCGCCGGGCCGAGAAGGAGCAAGCCAAGCAGGAGGCGGAGAAGGAAGGCGAGGGUGGGGAGCGCCGCCGGGAGCGCGGCAGGUCAGAUUGAACAUUCCAGAUACCUAUCAUUACUUGAUGCCGUUGAUAAAAUCAGGAUGGCUUUGAACUCAGGGUCACCGCCAGGUGUUGGACCUUACUAUGAAAACCAUGGAUACCAACCGGAAAACCCUUAUCGCGCACAGCCCACUGUGGCUCCCAGUGUCUACAUGGUGUAUCCGGCUCAGCACUACCCGUCCCCGCUACCCCAGUACGCCCCGAGGGUCCUGACACACGCUUCCAACCCUGUCGUCAGCACGCAGCCCAAAUCCCCAUCGGGAAGAGUGUGCAGCUCAAAGACUAAGAAAGUGCUGUGUAUCACCUUGGCCCUGGGGACCGUCCUCGCAGGAGCUGCGCUGGCCGCUGGCCUGGUCUGGAAGUUCAUGGAGAGCAAGUGCUCCGUCUCUGAGAUAGAGUGCGGCUCCUCAGGCACCUGCGUCAGCCCCUCUAACUGGUGCGACGGCGUGUCCCACUGCCCCAGCGGGGAGGACGAGAACCGGUGUGUUCGCCUCUACGGACCAAACUUCAUCCUUCAGGUGUACUCAUCUCAGAGGAGGUCCUGGCACCCUGUGUGCCAAGAUGACUGGAACGAGAACUACGGGCGGGCGGCCUGCAGGGACAUGGGCUACAAGAACAGUUUUUACUCUAGCCAAGGAAUAGUGGAUGACAGCGGGGCCACAAGCUUUAUGAAACUGAACAUGAGUGCCGGCAAAGUUGAUAUCUACAAAAAACUCUACCACAGUGAUGCCUGUUUUUCAAAAGCAGUGGUUUCUUUGCGCUGUAUAGCCUGCGGGGUCACCUCGAACUCAAGCCGCCAGAGCAGGAUCGUGGGUGGUGUGAGAGCACCCAAGGGGGCGUGGCCCUGGCAGGUCAGCCUGCACGUCCAGAACGUCCACGUGUGUGGAGGCUCCAUCAUCACCCCUGAGUGGAUUGUGACGGCCGCCCACUGCGUGGAAAAACCUCUUAACAACCCGCGGCACUGGACAGCAUUUGUGGGGAUUUUGAGCCAGUCUCUCAUGUUCUACGGAAGUGGACACCGAGUAGAAAAAGUGAUUUCUCAUCCAAGUUACGACUCCCAGACCAAGAACAAUGACAUUGCACUGAUGAAACUGCAGGCGCCUCUGACUUUUAGCGACGCAGUAAAACCAGUGUGUCUGCCCAACCCAGGCAUGAAUCUGGAUCCGGAGCAGCCCUGCUGGAUUUCUGGGUGGGGGGCCACUGAGGAGAAAGGGAAGACCUCAGAUGUGCUGAAUGCUGCCAUGGUGCCUCUCAUUGACCCGCAGAGAUGCAACAGCAGAUACAUCUACAACAACCUGAUCACGCCAGCCAUGAUCUGUGCCGGCUUCCUGAAGGGGACUGUCGAUUCCUGCCAGGGUGACAGUGGAGGCCCUCUGGUCACUUUGAAGAACAGUGUCUGGUGGCUGAUCGGGGAUACCAGCUGGGGAUCUGGCUGUGCCAAGGCUUACAGACCAGGAGUGUACGGGAACGUGACGGUAUUCACGGACUGGAUUUACCAACAAAUGAGGGCAGACGGCUAAUCCACAUCAUGUUCGUCCCCGACGUGGUUCUGCAAGAAAACAAAGGGGCCGGUUUGGCUUCCCCAUGCAUGAUUUACUCUUCGAGAUGAUUCAGAGGUCACUUCAUUUUUGUUAAUCAGCAGUGUGUCUGGCUUUGGCACUCUCUGCCAGUCUGUGCAGGCUGCAGUGGCUCCCCUGCCCGGCCUGCUCUUCCUAACUCCUUGUGCACAAGGGGUGAUGGCCAGCUGGCUGUGGGCAUGGCAGCAAAGUGUGGAGGAGAGGGGUGGAGUCUGCCCCACUGGGAUCUUCCUUCGGAAUCCUUUCCAGUGGCUGUUGCCUCUCAGCUGCCGGACAGCUUGACACGGAAAAGGAAAUACAUGGAAAGGGAAGCAGCCAGUUGGCACCUGCAGCGGCUGCCCUCUGGGACCACUUGGGUAGCGCCCCCCAGCCUCGCUCUCCACAAGGGACUUUUGCUGAUUGGUUCUUAGUGCCUUAGCAGCCCCAGAUGGUGGCCCGAAAUAAAGGGACCAGCCCUUCAUGGGUGGUGACGUGGUAGUCACUUGUAAGGGGAACAGAAACCUCUUUGUUCUUACCAGGUGAGAGUAUAGAUAGUGUCUUCCCUUGGUGCAAGGGAAGCAAUUGCAAAGGUACUUGCCCUGAGCACUCCUGGUGCAGGUCUCCACUUGCACCUCCAGCGGGGCGCCUCCUCAUCCUCCCCAACCCUGCUCUCACCACCCUGGAGAUUGCACAUGCCCCUUGGUCCUGGCAGGAUGCCAAGUCUGGCAUCAUGUUGGCCUCUUUAGGCCUGCUAGUCACUGGAAAUUGAGGUCCAUGGGGGAAAUCCAGGAUGUUCAGUUUAAGGUACACUGUUUCAAUGGUAUGUUUCUACACAUUGCUACCUCAGUGCUCCUGGAAUCUUAGUGUUUGAUGUCCCCAAUUAGUUCACCUACAUUAAACUCUUUGAAACUGUAUCAUCCUUGCCAAGUAUGAGCAGUGGCCUGUUUGAGCUGCUUUGACAAAAUGACUCCUGACUUAAUGUUCCAUAAAUGAAUGUGCUGAAGGAAAGUGCCCAUGGCGACAGUGAAGAAGAGAAAUGUGUUUUGUUUUGGACUCUCCGUGGUCCCUUCCAAUGCCAUGGGUGUCCAACCAGGGGAAGGGUCCCUCUUGCAUUGCCAAGUGCCGUAACCAUGAGCAUGACUCUACCAUGGUUCUGCCUCUUGGCCAAGCAGGCUGGUUUGCAAGAAUGAAAUGAGUGAUUCUACUGCUAGGACUUAACCUUGACAUGGAAGAUCAUGCGGGCCCAUCCUCAGGAUCUGUCUGUGCAUGUGCCUCUGCAGAGGGCAGCAUUCCCAGGUCCCUUGGAAACAGGUGGCAUCGUAGGUGCCUGCUCCCCAAGACACAUUCUAAAAAGCGUUGUAAUGGUGAAAAGUCUUCCUUCUUUAUUGCCCCUUUUUAUUUAUGUGACCAACCGUUUGUCUUUUUUGUAUCUUUUUUAAACUGUAAAGUUCAAUUAUGAAAAUGAAUAUCAUGCAAAUAAAUUAUGCAAUUUUUUCCAAAUAAUUACUCGGGGUUCUGCCGGGCGAGCAGGACCAGCCUGUGUUUUCUUGGAAGAGGGUGAUGUUGAGGGUGCUGGUCAAAGGAACAAGGUGAGGCCAGGCCGGGCUUGACACACAUCUGGUUGGUGCCCUCAGUUCCUGCAGCCUGUCCUAUUGGAGAGGUCCCUCGAAUGACUCAUUAUUAUUGUAUUAGCCUGUUUCCAUGCUCCUAAUAAAGACAUACCUGAGAUUGUGCAAUUUA